AUGUUAUUUUUUACCGGCUUAGUAAUACUGAGCUACUUACUUGGGGGAAAGAAAGAUUGGCUACUUAUUAUGUAUGAAGCCUCAGAUUACCUUGAAUUCCUCAACCGUUUGAGCAGUAUGCUCUUCAAAUUCGAACUUUUUGAACAUCUUUCCUCCACAUUCCUGAUUUUUUCACAUUCAAAACGCGCUGUGAAGCUGUUAGAAAUUUACAGAUCGAGGCAUAUUUCUAUAUAUAAUGUAUUUUUAUUAAGACACCCAAAGUACUUCCAAUCUGUAGAUAUUGCACUUUAUCUGACCAGAAGCCAGACUUGA
Molecule: messenger RNA, 312 nt
Organism: Saccharomyces cerevisiae S288C
Lineage: Eukaryota; Fungi; Ascomycota; Saccharomycetes; Saccharomycetales; Saccharomycetaceae
Gene: YGR039W
Exons: 1
Coding region: 1-312 (103 amino acids)
Source: RefSeq, marked reviewed